This is a messenger RNA of Nomia melanderi (Alkali bee), 1366 nucleotides long. RefSeq names its product syntaxin-1A. The record is from RefSeq and is a predicted model, not a curated record. Lineage: Eukaryota; Metazoa; Arthropoda; Insecta; Hymenoptera; Halictidae. Gene Ontology annotation, biological process: intracellular protein transport; vesicle fusion; exocytosis. Gene Ontology annotation, cellular component: endomembrane system; SNARE complex; plasma membrane. Gene Ontology annotation, molecular function: SNARE binding; SNAP receptor activity.
GUAUACAUGUUCUACCCAUACUAAUGUUCACAGAAAAACACCACUCAUGUCAAGAUAUAAAAAACGUUAGGGAAAAAAGAAAUUGUGUCUUUAACAGAAAGAAAAAGAAGGACACGCAUCGCCGGUGGUAACUUGAAGAAAGGCUGAGAGAACAAGUCAAAGAUGCAAAGCAUCUUCUGGUUAAAGUAAUACAGUUUUGCUGGGAAGUGUGUCAAACGGUUCUGCCACUCUUCACGAAUUGAACGGUAUCAAUUAGAAGUUUACAAUGUCAACGCCACGACGAAUUUUAUCAAUUAUCACUUCUGCACUGAUAAGGUAGAUAACAGAACACAUACUUCGUGAUCCAGAUACAAAGAAGUAUCAGUGACACGCUGAUUGUCGACGACUAUCAUCAUGGUUCGUGAUCGAAUGCCGGAAUUACAUGCCUGUCAAACUAACAGCACUACAUUUGGUAAAAGAUUUAUACAAGAUGUACACAUCCAAAUAUCCCAGAAUAAGAAACUCAAGGAAGUAUUGGAUGAAGUCGAAGAAAUUCGUGGAUUCAUUCAGCUUAUUAGCGAGAACACGUCUAUUGUAAAGGAUUUAUAUAAUAAUGUGUUGUCGCACACGAAUAAAGACAUACAAAAAGAACUGGAAGUUCGCACGUAUAGCAUUACGCAAACGUCGUUUCUUAUACAACGAAAGUUAAGAGAAAUGGGAAAAGAAAUUGCUCCAAUUGAUGAUUUAUCUUUGUCAAGUAUCAUAGAGGGUCCCGCGCAUUUACGAAUUAAAGCAUUGCAAUACACAACAAUGAUAAGACUAUUCUCAGAUAUUAUGGAAGAAUACAAUAUGUCUAUGUUGAGAUACCACGAAAAAUGCCGUUUACUAUUACAACAACAAAAGUCGUUAAUCAGAAGGCAUAUCACAAGUGAGGAAUUGGAUAAUUUACUCGACUCUCAAGAAAAUAGUUUGUUUGUCGAUAAUAUUUUAGAGGAUAGUAAAAUUGCUAGACAACAAUUGUCAGACAUACAAAGCAGACACAAUGAUAUAGUGAAACUAGAAAAAUCCAUUGCAGAAGUAAGAGAUAUAUUUACUGAAAUGGCGUUCCUGAUUGAAAAACAGGGUGAACAGGUAAAUAGUGUAGAAUAUUUUGCUGGUAAAACUGCAAACAAUGUUGACACUGGUCGCACAGACCUCAAAAAAGCAGAGAAACGAAGUCACAGAUAUAGAAAGAGAAAGGUUAAAAUCGGUUUUAUCGUCUGUGCUAUAAUUAUUUUUCUCUUACUACUAUUUUUGCUUUUGUAAAUAGUGUAAAAGUAAAAAAUAUGGCCAUUUUAAUAUCAUUAGAAAAAUAAAGGUAUUUUUCCUAUCACUAUAUAGUUUAUCC